UCUCCUGGUUUUAGUCUUCAAGCGACGCUGGCAGCACUCAUUGCGCCUUGCAGAAGCACGCCAGACACCAUUACCCACCGCAAACAACGCACAAGUGUCUCUCGACCCCCAAAACCAGCGCAAAAAAUAACUAUCGCAGUAAAAAAUUUGAACCCCGAGGAAAUGAGCGUCAGUAAUCGCGCGUUACACAAUCACUCGGCCCCAAAAUCGUGAUAUAUUCUCGUGUGAAUGUCAACACCUAAAAAUUGAAAUGUUUGUGGCCAUGAGCUAUCCCUCCGAACUUUGACGAUUCGUGAUUUUUCUCUCUUGAAUUACGUAAAGUGCAUUCUAUCAACUGCCAAAGUGAACUCUAACGCAUCAACUGGGCAUCGAGUGGUGAGCGUCGUCACCCGAGAAUAUUCCUGCGCCAAUAAUUCACCGAGAAUCGACAACAUGUGGCAGCAAUCGACAAACAAGUCAGUGGGGAAAGAUGUUUGCAGUGAAAAACAGAGCGAGGAUUCGGGAAUCGUGGACUCGGGCUUUCUCUCGGGGAAUAUUCCAGCCUCGAGUGACCUCAGUGAAGAUAUCACGGGAGAUAUUGACCCCCCAGAGGUGCGGGAAGAGCCGCAGAAGGUGGCAGGAAACAGUGGAAGGGUGGAAGCAUCAAUGAGAGUUGACAGUGGAGUCGAUGUUGGCUUGAGCGAGAGCCUCAGCCAGUUGAGCUUGAAAAAUGUCGAGUUGAAUCGACUUGGGGUGAGACAGAGGUGCGAGAGUGUUCAGCCCGAGCCCGUACUCGAGCCCAUUGUCGUCAAGGUCGAGGAGACACAGCAGAGGCAGCAGGAGGAUCAACACAUCGAGCCUUGGCAGUUGUAUUAUAUUCAGGACAGCGAUGGGGACACUCAACUCCACAUCGCGAUAAUCCAGGGCUUCCUCGAGGCAGCUGCAUUUAGUCUCAUAAAAAUGGUCCCACACCCCUGCCUCCUGGACAUAAUCAACGACGACGGUCAAGCCCCAUUACACCUCGCGGUAUUAACGAGGCAACCGAGGAUCGUCAGACGAUUGAUCCUCGGAGGGGCUAAUCCCUCGUUGAGGGACAGCCGGGGCAACACAGCUCUUCAUCUUGCCUGUGCAGCUAGUGAUCUUUCUGCUGCAAGAGCCCUCACAUAUCCACUAGCUCCUAUCGAGCGUAAUUACUUGGGUUCACAUAAAAAAAUUCCAGCUUUACCACAGAAUCUAGAGCAAGUCAACUAUCAGGGAGAAACUUGUUUACACAUCGCAGCAGCAAAGGAUCAAGUCGACCUAGUUCGUUUAUUACUGAGACUCGGAGCUGAUUUGGAAGCGAGGGAAGGACUAUCCGGCAAAACAGCAUUGCACAUUGCUAUAGAGCACGGAUGUCACUCAGUGGUGUCAUUUCUACUCAAAGAAUGUAGACCCUGUCUAGAUGCCCCCAAUUACGCUGGUCUGACUGCCUAUCAAAUUGCAAUCUGUCUAGACAGCCAGCUCGCAAACGAUCUCGUUAAACUCGGCGCCACACCUGAACCCUUACCCGAGUCGGACUCAGAGGGCAGUGAGGAUUCUGAUGAGGACGAUGUCUAUCUACCGACGCUGUCUAGGCUAGGACCGAGAAUUGGCGUCAGGGCGUAAAUUGACGCACGAAAAAAAAAUUUCAUAGGAAUAAUCAUUUCUAGAGAAUUCGAUAAAAAAUUCUAUUCGAUUUCUAUUGAAAAUUCCAUUAGUUUUUUGGCUGAUUCUGUUGGAGAAUUUCGUAGGUUCACUGCGCGUUUUUUUAAAAGAAUGUCUGAGAGAAAUUAAUUUAUAUAAAAAGUCAGUGGAAUUUUAUCUUUUUAUAGCUUUUCUAUUGAGGUUCUACAGAAAUUCCUCGACGCAAAUUUCCUAAAUUAUUUCCAUCCUAUUUCUAUUCUCUUUUCAAAACAAAAAUACAACAAACAAUUUGAAAAAUUGAAGCGAGAAAUUUCUAUAGAAAAUAUUUC
Molecule: messenger RNA, 1970 nt
Organism: Diachasma alloeum
Lineage: Eukaryota; Metazoa; Arthropoda; Insecta; Hymenoptera; Braconidae
Product: NF-kappa-B inhibitor cactus
Exons: 3
Coding region: 433-1623 (396 amino acids)
Molecular function (GO): protein binding
Source: RefSeq, a predicted model, not a curated record